Messenger RNA from Histoplasma mississippiense, 1131 nucleotides. RefSeq names its product alpha-1,6 mannosyltransferase subunit (Mnn9). The record is from RefSeq and is a predicted model, not a curated record. Gene Ontology annotation, molecular function: alpha-1,6-mannosyltransferase activity. The transcript has 2 exons. Gene Ontology annotation, cellular component: mannan polymerase complex. Bases 1 to 1131 code for a protein of 376 amino acids. NCBI's taxonomy places the organism in Eukaryota, Fungi, Ascomycota, Eurotiomycetes, Onygenales, Ajellomycetaceae. Gene Ontology annotation, biological process: cell wall mannoprotein biosynthetic process; protein N-linked glycosylation.
AUGGCCAUCCCACGCUCACUGCGCAGAACGAACCCUAUUACCCUCAUUCUAGCUGGUCUACUCACGGUUGGGUUCCUUUUCUUUAUCUUCUCUCCUUCGACUUCUGCCACUGCGUCCACUUUCCAAGAACGGAAAAACUAUGCGGCUGCGAGCGUUCUCUCUCCUCCUUCCAAACCCUUCUUCAAGGAAUCCCCGAUGAAAUCGAAUGGCCGUCCUGCGCCGCCCCCAGUCGUCCGAUAUAAUAUGAAUAACAACACUGCGACAACAGACUCGAUCAAAAACCAUGAGCGUGUGCUCAUUCUUACGCCGCUAGCUAGAUUCUACACAGAAUACUGGGACAAUUUGGUGAAGCUCUCAUUCCCACAUCAAUACAUCUCUCUGGGAUUUAUUAUCCCGAAAACGCGGGAUGGGAAUGCUGCGGUAUCAGCAUUGCAGGCUGCUAUUAAAAAGACCCAGUCAGGGCCGGUUGAUGAUAGAUUUGCUAGCAUUACUAUCCUACGGCAAGAUUUCGACCCCCCAAUUCCAUCCCAGGCUGAAAAGGAACGACACAAAAUGGAAAAUCAAAAGCAACGACGGGAAUCUAUGAGUCGGGCGCGGAACAGCCUUCUCUUUACGACAUUGGGGCCGUCGACAUCCUGGGUCCUUUGGCUCGACGCCGAUAUUAUCGAGACCCCUGCGAGCCUGAUUCAAGAUCUGACAAAACACAACAAGCCCAUCAUCGUACCGAACUGCUAUCAACGUUUCCAAAAUCCAGACACAAAACAGAUGGAAAUACGGCCAUACGAUUACAAUUCAUGGGUAGACAGUUUGCAGGCACAGGAACUCGCCAAGGGUAUGGGCCCGGAUGAAAUUCUGCUGGAGGGAUAUGCAGAAAUGCCAACCUACAGAACACUGAUGGCGCACAUGGCCGACCUCUCUCCAAACCGGAAUACCGAUGUAAUAAUGUCACUUGACGGAGUCGGGGGAACAGCUCUGAUGGUAAAGGCGGACGUUCAUCGCGAUGGCGCAAUGUUCCCUGCCUUCCCUUUCUACCAUCUAGUAGAAACGGAGGGUUUUGCAAAGAUGGCGCGAAGACUCGGGUGGAAGUGCUUUGGAUUGCCUAAUUAUUUUGUGUAUCAUUAUGACGAGUAA